AUGACAUCAAAAAAUGCCUUUAUUGUAAAACGACCGCUUCAAGUCGCUUUUGCACUCGAGACAACUCACAGAUUUCUUGAGUCGGACUCCGCCGAGCGAGAUCAAAAGAUGCCUAAGUCAUUCUUGGUCAAAAAGCGGGUAGCGAUAACAGCUUGCAUAGACUCCCAAGAAAUCCCAGACACUGAGAUAAAAAGCGAAUCUGGUAAGGUGCAAGGAUUAGAGUUGCUCUUUUAUGGAAGGGUUUUAAUGGUCAUGAUUUAUUUUUCCGUGUGAUCGAAUUUUUCGAGACAGACAUUCAGUACUUCAGAUGUUCAACCGGUUAUUCUAUGAAAAAAGUCUUUUUGAGGUAAUUUUAACGCAAAGCUAAAUGAAAGUCAAAAUAGAAUUUGCUAAGGAAUUUCUAAGGAACAGAAUCGUGCACCCGGCUGUAGGAUUUUUUCUUUUAUUGGUGUGAAAUCAUAACUGAUAAAUUGGGGAUUUAUCUUAUUCGAGAUUGUUCACAAAAGCGCAGUGUUCUGUGAAAACUAAAUGCGGUCAGACUUUAAUGGAUCUGAAUAUUCAGGCUUUAUUUUCCAUCUUGAGUGCAUGAUGAUUUAAACGCGCGCUAGUUAACCGUCAAGUUUUCUCUUCUUUCUUUUUAAGGACAAACAGCUGAAAUGGUACGAGAUGACUCGGAGGAGAAAGAGACGAAAAGCGCCCCAUCAAAUAGACCUUUUGAUAUUGUAAACUUAUUCGCGCCCGAUAAGCUGACGAAAAAGGAGACCAGUCCUACACAGUGGAGACCCUUCGUUCCAAAUAGACCAAAUAUGGGGCUAAUGGAACCGAAUGUACUUUCUGCAAAUGGUAAUUAUAAUUUUUGACUUGUUGCGUAUCAGUUUGGGUUGUUAAGCGAACGCCGGUCUUAAAAGCCCGUUUUCCUUAAGUAAAUGAGAGCUCUUAAAAUCAGAGCAAGAAUAUUUGCCUCGCAUUAGUAUAACUCUUAUCGCAUUGGCGACAUUAGAAUAUCUUUCUCUGUCUCAUGAUAUAUUGCCAGAUGGUGAAGUAUUUUACUAAACUUUCAGCAGAAAAUUUGCUGCUUGAAUUAGGGAUAUAAAUUCGGAACGCGCCUUCGUCGAAAUUUACAUAUGAGAAUUCUUGGCCCAUGUAGUUCUAGUUUUAAUUUAGGAAAUCAGAACUCGCGAAUUGCUGUAAUAAGGCACACAGGAAAUGAUCCCGCUUGCAUAUAGACUUUGCGUGUAAAUAGCGCGUAUUUUCACGGCUCUAUCAUAGACAAGAUUUAAAAUCUGCAAACAAACCGCUGCAAAUGGUGUAAAGUCGAGCGGAACACUUUUUAUUUGAUUACCAAUCGCGUGCGAGUCUACAAGAUGAAAAUAUUACUUGUAUUGGGUUGCUGUAUAUCAUAGAGCCACAAGACAUUGACAAGUAAAUAAAGAUUAAUUAACCCGGAGAAAAACCCUAACAAUACCACAAAGACUGUAUGUUUAACUCGCUGGAGUUUAAUUGUUAAAACAGUGUGUAUACUUCGACCUAGUGUUGAGUUUAUUAAAAACAGCAUAUGAAACCAGUGCCACCUAUAGAAUUGUCUCCGUAAAUUAAAUUGGAACAGAGUGGCUUAAGCUCGGUCAGAACGGAAAAUGAAGCUGAGAACAAACCAGAGGAAAUGGAAGUGAAUUCGUUUUGGUGCCUUUUAUAUUUUUCCGUUCAGAUUAAUCGACACAGAGGCUUAAUUACGCCUCUUAUUUAGAGGAAAUAUCACACAAAGUCAUUUCUUUUACACUCCCUUUCAGCCAUUGUUACCACUUGGAUGGUUUGUUUCUUCCUCAAUCAGGGCUAAAAACACCCUUUUAGAGUGUAAAAUGAAGCGGUAUCUAUAAAGGGUUUUAAUUUGAGUGAAUCAUCACUCAGCUUUUUUGAAUUGACCCGGACUCUAGUGAAAAGGUUAUUACAAUAGGCCUCUCUAAACGAAUUUUGCAUUCAAAUGUUCUACGCAAACACUAUAAAGGGAAAACUUAUCAGGCGCGCAGAUUGCCCGUCUCGUUUAGGAUUUUUAAACAUGUACGAGAUCUCUGCAUUUGAAUAGCCCUUCCGAAAGCACUUUGGAUGUUUUUGUUUGUUCGAACCUGGUUAUAAAUCACGAAAAUUUAACGCUGUACUCCGUCAUUAAUCCGCAGUAAAACACGAAUCUUGAAUCCAGUUUAUUAUUAUUAUUAUAUUUUUUCGAGGUUCGUGGGAUAGAGCUACAGAAUUCAUAAAGUUAACACAGUGUUUUUUCGUUAUCUCUUAGGUGGCAGACCUUAUCUUCCUCGCUUUUCAAGCCCAUAUACACCCGAUGCGUUCAGUCCAUUCCUUGGUUUGUCUCCUUUUGUACGUCUCCCGCCUCAGCCAUUCUUGGGCGACCGCAGAUUACCUUUUCCUUAUUGGCAAUCAACAUUCUUUGCAAAUCCUUUCACAAACUCGUUCGUGCGUGUCGGAAAUGGAACAGAAAACGCGUUUAAACAGAAUUUGCGUGGAACCACCCCGUCGAAUGUAAGCGAGAAAAAGAAACCCGAACAGGCGUACAACGGUCAAACGUUCGAUUGCCUCAACUGUAAGAAGGUUUUCAGCACACCGCAUGGUUUGGAAGUACACGUGCGACGUUCGCACUCUGGACAGCGACCCUUUGCUUGCGACGUGUGCGGGAAAACGUUUGGCCAUACAGUUAGCUUAGAGCAACACAAGAACAUCCACACGAACGAAAGAUCGUUCGAGUGUAAACAAUGCAAUAAGACUUUUAAGCGCUCAUCCACCCUCUCAACUCACAUGUUGAUUCACUCAGACACAAGACCCUUUCCUUGCGACUACUGCGGAAAAAGAUUCCAUCAAAAGUCUGACAUGAAGAAACACACAUACAUUCACACGGGAGAGAAGCCUCACAAGUGUCUGCAGUGUGGCAAGGCGUUUAGUCAGUCUUCAAAUCUUAUCACACACAGUCGCAAACACUCCGGUUUUAAACCGUUCGCUUGUCGCCACUGUGAUCGAGCAUUCUACCGCAAAGUCGAUUUAAGACGUCAUGCUUACACUCAUGAAAUGGACCCGCUAGCGAUGAAAGAUUCGCAGAAUAAUUUUUAGUGACAUUUUCUGCUUUUAUAAUCUGUUAAACUAAAAAUGCUAAACCAAGACAUGAUCUAAAUUUUGUAGAAAAAUUAACAAUAAUAAUUAUGAUGAAAUAAAAUCCAAAUAGUAGAGUUAAUGACCUGGUCUAAAUUCUGGAACACUUCUUACAAUGAAUUUGUUGCCACAGGAAAAAAAAGAGGAAGUUUGUACGUAAAUAAAUGUAGAAGAGAUGCUCCUGUGGUGUAUUUCAAAUAUAAUACAAAUCAAUCGUUCG
This is a messenger RNA of Pocillopora meandrina, 3367 nucleotides long. NCBI's taxonomy places the organism in Eukaryota, Metazoa, Cnidaria, Anthozoa, Scleractinia, Pocilloporidae. The record is from the annotation of a GenBank genome assembly.